AUCGAUUGACUAGUUUCUAUCCCCCAUCGUUGUAGUGUCCCUGAAAAUGACAACCGAUACGAGCGAAAGAUUUGAGAAGAAAAUUGUAAAUAAUAAUGGUAAAAAAUUAUACUGUCGUUACUGGAACGAAGAACAACAAGCAGACAAUAGUUCAACUAGGGGACUUGUAUUCAUUUGUCAUGGAGCAGCAGAACAUUGCCUAUAUUACACAGAACUUGCCAUGUACUUGAUAGAAAAUGGAUUCUAUGUUUUUGCACAUGAUCAUGUUGGUCAUGGACAGAGUGAAGGAGAUAGAGUUCAUGUAGAGACUUUUGACACAUAUGUAAAUGAUGUAUUCCAGCAUGUGGAUGAAGUGAAGAAAAACUUUCCUGACAAUACUCCUAUCUUUAUUAUUGGUCAUUCUAUGGGAGGGACCAUUUCUGUUUUAUGUGGACUAGAGAGACCAGAUUACUUUAAUGGUGUAAUAUUAAUUGGCCCAGCACUCAUUCCAAGUCCUGAUGCAGCAUCUCCAGUUAAGAUUUUCUUAGGCAAAAUAGCAGCUAAAGUCCUUCCACAACUUUGUGUCAUAAAGCUUGAUUCAAAAGACUUGUCAAGAGAUUCUGCUGUGGUUAAAAAAUAUGAUGAUGAUCCAUUGGUCUGGCAUCAUGGUCUGAAGGCAAGAUGGGGAGUCAGCUUCUUAAAAGCUAUGGACACAAUUAAGGAAAAACAAUCUACGAUCGAGGGGCCCUUCCUUACACUUCAUGGUGAUGAGGACAAACUUUGUGACGUAGAAGGUUCCAAAAAGUUUUAUGCACUUGCUAAAAGUACAGAUAAAGAAAUUAAGGUAUACAAAGGACAUUAUCAUCAGCUGCACAACGAAUUAGAAGAAGACAAAAAAGUGGUAUUGGAAGACAUAAAGAACUGGUUGAUAAAAAGAUCGUAAUUUAUUUGAAUGAAAUAUAAUUACCAUUUCAAAUUUUUGGUCUGAAUAUGAAAUGAAAUAGAGUAACUAGCAUAAAUUAUGUAAAAACAUAGGAAUAUGAUAUAAUGCUAGAAUUUAAAACAUUAUUUAACAGAGGAAUAUUUGUAAAUAUUUAAGUUUACAUUUUUUUAUUAAUUUAUAUUAUCUAAUCUUCACAUUCCAUCAUAUGUUUUUUGAUGAUUUUAAUUUGAACUUUUUUUGUAACGGGUCCAAAUUAUACAAUUAUAUUUUAUUUGUAUUUAUUACAAGAGAGAAAUAUAUCACAAACAUUUAUGCAUAUAAAUUGAAUAUGGGUCUGUUUUUAUUAAUUUAUUUUUGUAUAUUAUUUCUCACAAACGACUGUUUUAUUACGCCUGACAUAGAUGGGACGUAUUAUGGUAUAUUGAUGCCCGUCCCUAUGUUUCUCUGUAUGUCUUUUCUUCCACAUAUAUAAAAAAUCUAAUGAAGGCUUUGAUCAAGUUUCAUGAAACUUGUAUGGAAUAUUUUAAUUGUUGAAGAUAGCUCCCUUUAUAUUCAUUUUUUUUUUUUUGCUUCAUAGUUCUAGGGUUAUGGGACUUCAUCUGUCAGAAUUAAGUAAAUUUUUCACAUAUCACACACCAAUUCUGAGUAUGAGGAUGCUCAGAUUUUAUUUGUUUGUCUUUCCAGAGGUAUGGAAUUUUAACAGCCAGAUUAAAGGCAAUGUUACGCAAUAGCUUAAGUGUGCUUGGAUAAAUUUUCUUUAAACUUUACACCAUGGUUGGGAUUGGUGCUCCCAUUAAAUUUAAAAAAAUGUGUAUAUACUUUUCCUGAGUUAUGAAACUUUGACCAUCAAUAUUGAAGGCUAUUUAAAAAACCUAAGGGCAUAGCAUCUAGUUUUUAUAUUCCAUUAAAUCAGAUAUACUUUGAAGAAUUUCUUUUCAUUAUCAUUGAGUGUCAAAGAGUAGCACUCAGGGGCGAAAUAGUGGUGGUAGAGGGGGCAAGGGGGCAGUUGCCUUCCCUCUUUUUGGCAAGGAAAAAAAUGUUGAAAAUUUUGUUUGUGUGUUAGUUUCAGAAGUUUACACCCUUUUCAGUCUACUCCUACACCACCUCCACUAUAUUUACUGUAAUACCUUCCUACAAAAAUGUAGUUUUUGUACAUUAUUAAUAAUUGAUAUAGAAAAACAUUAGCAUACGCCUCCCAUGUUUUGUUUAUAUAGUGAUUUUAAUAAAUUGUAAACAAGAUGACUGUAUUAUAUAUAAACAUGAAAGUUACAUUAUCAAUCAUGUUUAAAAUUUAUGACACUAUUUUUUUAGUUAAUAUUUUUGUUGUUAAUAAUUAUUAAUUAGAUAUAGCUCUUUAGUAUAUUUGUUUUUCAAAACUUGUUUAUUAAUUAAUAGCUAGAAAUUACUAAAUAACAUAAUUACAUAAUCUUGUAGUUUUGUAUUUAAUAUUUUUUACUAGGGGAAAAACUUGUCUUUUGUUUAAAGAAAGAAAAACACUUAGAAAUAAGAAAUGAUUUUAAAGAUGAAGUUAAAGUAAUACAAGUUUCGUACAAAGUUGUAAUUUUUCCAAGCUUCUUGAUUGAUUAGACAUAUCCUCAAGUAUGCAUGAAUAUUUUGGAAAAACUUUGCUCAUUCUUGUUGUAAUAGUACACAUUUUUUAUCUUGUGUAUAUGUAUCAUGCAAAAUUUUUGUAACAUAAUGCAUAUUUUGAACUUAAGGAUCUUUGCUUCUCUGUUUCAAAAUAACAAGCUUUUUCAAAGACUUUUAUAAAUUGAAAGUAUAUAAAUAAGGGAACUUAAAAAGCAGAAAAAAAUGUCUGAGUCCUUGUUUUGGGGAUAUAAACAAUUGAAAAUUUGGCGGGAAAUGAUUAUCUCUAGAUUUUUUGUACAUUUAACACUGGUACUGUUUUUCUUUCAAAAACUAUGAAAAAAUAAGGAUUUUAUAAGAUUUUCAAAAAUGGCUUUUUUUAACAAUGUGUAAUAAAAUUAUGAUAAGAAAAGUAGGGGUAAGCAGGCAAAAAUUUUAAUGGCACUACAUGGAUAAAACUAGAGGAUUCCGAAUAUCUGACAAAAAGUCAAAAACAAGAGUGUCGAACAUCCUUAAAUACUAUUUCUCUUAAAAACCACUCAAAUUUUACAUAUGACAUUUCUAAUUGUGAAUGGAUGCGGGUAUUUUUAUUGUUACUUUCAUGUUGAGCAGGUGUACAUAGUCUUCAACACUUACCCUAGGGUAGUGCUCCACUAUUAAUGGAGGAAAAUACAAGAAACUGAAUUAAACUGUAAAGCUUAAAUAAUGAACAAAAAGAGAUGUAGAAAUAUAUCAGUGAGACAGCAACAUAACAACACAAAAAAAAUCUCAUCAAAAGGUCAAAAAAGUCUUCCACAAAAAACAUGUUUAUAAACAGUGCUUGUCAAUAUGUCUUUUGUUGUUCAAAAAGUCAUUUUGACAUUCUAAUGUUUAGGUCUGUAGAGUGUAGUAGGUAAAACCUAAAUAGGCAAGAGAACAUCAUGAGGGCUUUAGCCCAAGGGGAAUAACCCUUAGCAGGGUUGACAAUUUUGGAUAUCUCCCAACUCUUAGGGUCGUAACUUUUUUAUUAUACCGUACAAAUAUUGGCACACAAUUUGGCCUCUCAUUCAGUGAAUAAUACAGUUAUUCAUGGGACGGUUCAAUUUGUUGAGGUUAUUCACAGGCCCUGCCGAGUUGGACAAAAACAUCCAAAUUAAUUCACACCACAUGAUCUUUUAUUAGCCAAUAGAUUUAUUCAAUUAUACUGUGAGGUAUAAUAAUAAACUAAAUUUUGAUCAAAUGUUUUAAGUUUUUUGCUUUAUGGUCUUGAAUUAAUUAUUGAUUAAGAAGUGCUAUAUUUUAAUUGGAUCAUGCCAUUCUUGUCAGAAAAGUGUAGAAUUAUAAUUUAUUUAUUCACUAAUAUGAAACUACUAAUCAAAAGUUUAUAUUUUUUAUAUUUUCUUUGUUUAUAUUAUUAUUAAUAUUUUAGAAAUUAAAUAUAGACUGAUGGAUUUUUUUCAUAUUUAAUAUUGUAUACUAGAUGUUUUGUAUCUUUUAGUUUUAUUGUUAAAAAUACAUUUGCCAAAAUCGUCUGACUUGUCUGGCCUACCAAUAUUUAAUCAAUACUGGGAAGUUGAACUUGGUGACCACUGGAAAUAGAAAGUUGAACUUGGGUGACUACUAAAGCUGGAAAGUUGAAACCUUUUGGCUGGACAUUCAGUCCUGCAAGUGUAGACAUUCAGAAUAAAAAUAAAAGAUAGAUCAUCAUACAUAGUGUUAAAUUUAUAAUUUCUUAUGGUCAGGCGGGGCCAUGGUUUGUGUCUUACAGACAGCAAAACAAUUUCAAGUUGUACUUCAGCAUCACUGUUUGUCAGUUCUAUAGUAUGUGGCAGAGCAGAGGGGGGGAAGUGGGGGACACAUCCAUAUCUAGUUAUUAUAUGUAAUACUAUAUCUGUAAUAUAAUGAAAUUGUAGUUUGAAAUAACCAUGAAGAGGUGUCUCCAUAACAAUGCAUUCCUUUAUAAUUGUGUUGUGAUUUAUAAAUAUUUUCUAUCAUCUAAAGAAAUAUAAUUAUUGUAAUAUUAAAUGAUUUUUUUUAACUGA
Mytilus californianus (California mussel) is the source of this 4530-nucleotide messenger RNA. Its product is annotated as monoglyceride lipase-like. The record is from RefSeq and is a predicted model, not a curated record. Gene Ontology annotation, molecular function: lipase activity. Gene Ontology annotation, cellular component: membrane. The coding region runs from base 47 to 922 and encodes 291 amino acids. The transcript has 8 exons. Lineage: Eukaryota; Metazoa; Mollusca; Bivalvia; Mytilida; Mytilidae.